Pungitius pungitius (ninespine stickleback) is the source of this 3139-nucleotide messenger RNA. It is a transcript of the gene lrfn2b, whose product is annotated as leucine rich repeat and fibronectin type III domain containing 2b. NCBI's taxonomy places the organism in Eukaryota, Metazoa, Chordata, Actinopteri, Perciformes, Gasterosteidae. The transcript has 5 exons. The coding region runs from base 752 to 3106 and encodes 784 amino acids. The record is from RefSeq and is a predicted model, not a curated record. Gene Ontology annotation, cellular component: postsynaptic density membrane; cell surface. Gene Ontology annotation, molecular function: protein binding.
GCCCGUAGAGUCUCCGGUCCAUCUGCCGGCGACGCGGGGCGCAGUCGGUGCGCGGAGAGGACGAGGCGCUGCGGAUGUUCGCAUCAACCCGCGGACAACAGCACGGAGCGCGGAAAUAAACACAAAUACAACAACAACAACCUCUUUUUGUUAUGGAUGUGAUCUUCCCUCCCCUCGUCGCCGCAGCGCGUCAGUGGACAUUUGAUCUAUAGAACGCGCACCAGGACCGAAGACGAGAACUGCGUGGAAAGUUCCCCACUGCCGUCGAUGCGUUGACACUUAAACCACGAGGCGCAUUUGGAGGCGGACGGUGCGCAUUUGGAGGCGGUCGGCGCGCGGGUCUGUGAGCGUCAAAGUGGGGCGCGCCUCGCUCGCUCCAUUCUUAUUCUCUAUUUCCUUUUUAUUUUUUUCACGCGCAACGGGAAAACCGGGACGAGGAGGACCUGGAGGUUUACAAACGAGCACGAGGAUUAUUGCGGAAAUGAAAACUCCAACGCGGUGACCAUCGACGGCACCCUCGCGGACAGGGACGAUGUUUGAAAAAAACAACCAAAAAACCGCCUCAGAGAGAUGGCCUUGGAUUCUGCUGUGAAGCUGCGUCCCUGCAACGCUGCGUCCCAGAUCCCCCGGUCGCCCGCUUCCGCCGGUGUGCGAGCCGGAGACGCCGAGGCCGCCAACAGCGGGCGGCGCCCGUGAGCGAGCCCCAUGGCAGAGAGGCAGCGCGGCGCAGGUUCCCGUGUAUGACUCCACCAUGGAGCACAUCCUCUGCUGCCUGCUGGUCCUGGGAGCCACGGUGAUGACCACCUGUGCGUGCCCCAAGUACUGUGUGUGCCAGAAUCUGUCCGAAUCCCUGGGGACAUUGUGUCCCGCCAAAGGCCUUCUUUUCGUGCCUCUGGACAUCGACCGCAGCACGGUGGAGCUCCGGCUGGGAGGCAACUACAUCCUGCGCGUUACCCAGCAGGACUUUGCCAACAUGACGGACCUGGUGGACCUGACCCUCUCCAGGAACACCAUCAGCUACAUUCAGCCCUUCUCCUUUGGCGACCUGGAAACCCUGCGCUCUCUCCACCUGGACAACAACCGCUUGACCGAGCUGGGCCCCGAUGACCUGAGAGGCCUGGUCAACCUGCAGCACCUCAUCGUUAACAACAACCAGCUCGGACGCAUCCACGACAAGGCCUUGGAGGACUUGGCGCCUUCCUUGGAGGACGUGGACCUGUCCUACAACAACCUGGUGUCUCUGCCCUGGCACUCUGUCCGCCAGAUGAUCAACCUGCACCAGCUGAGCCUGGACCACAACCUGCUGGACUUCAUCCCGGAGGGCACCUUCGCUGACCUCGACCGGCUGGCGAGGUUGGACCUGACCUCGAACCGCUUGCAGAAGCUUCCCCCGGACCCCAUCUUCGCCCGCGCCCAGGACUCGAUGACGUUGACCACUCCCUACGCGCCGCAGCUCUCCCUGAGCCUGGGCGGAAACCCGCUGCACUGCAACUGCGAGAUGCUGUGGCUGCGGCGGCUCGAGAGGGACGACGACCUGGAGACCUGCGCCUCCCCGCCGGCCCUGAAGGGCCGCUACUUUUGGAACGUGAAGGAGGAGGAGUUUGUGUGCCAGCCGCCGCUCAUCACGCAGCACACGCACAGGACGCUGGUGCUGGAGGGGCAGACCGCCGGCCUGCGGUGCGAAGCCAUCGGGGACCCCCCGCCCACCAUCCACUGGAUCUCCCCCGAGGACCGGCUGCUGGGCAACUCGUCCCGGACUGCCGUGUACGGCAACGGGACCCUGAGCAUCACCAUCACCACGUCCAAGGACUACGGCACGUUCACCUGCAUAGCGGCCAACGUGGCCGGGGAGUCCACCGCCUCCGUGGAGGUGUCCAUCGUCCAGCUCCCCCACCUCAGCAACGGCACCGGGCAGCCGGCGCCACCCAAGUCCCGCCUCUCGGACAUCACGGGGAGCAGCAGGAUCAGCAAAGGCGGCGGCGGCGGGGGCGGCCCGCCGGAGAGGAGCGUGUCCGUCUCCGAGGUGACGGCCGUCUCGGCGCUGGUCAAGUGGACGGUGAGCAAGUCCUCCCCGAAGGUGAAGAUGUACCAGCUCCAGUACAACUGCUCCGAUGACGAGGUUCUAAUUUACAGGAUGAUCCCGGCCUCCAGCAAAGCUUUCCUGGUGACCAAUCUGGUGUCGGGGACCCGCUACGACCUGUGCGUGCUCGCCGCCUGGGACGACACCGCCACCACGCUGACGGCCACCAACGUGGUGGGCUGCACCCAUUUCGUCACCCAGGACGACUACCCGCAGUGCCGCUCCCUGCCCAGCCAGCUGCUGGGGGGCACCAUGAUCCUGGUGGUGGGGGGCGUCAUCGUGGCGACCCUGCUGGUCUUCAUCGUCAUCCUCGUGCUGCGCUACAAGGCCGCCGACGCCGAGCCCCCCGCGGGGAAGCUGACCAGCGUCAUCGACACGCACUCUCAGACCAACGGGGGCCGCGUGGGGCAGAACGGGCUCCUGAUGCCGCCGGCGGAGCCGAAGGCCAAAGUGGCCCCGAGGGACGAGGUGGUGGAGUUCAAGUGCGGCUCCCUGCAGAGCAGCCUCACGUCGUCCUCCUCGUCCUCGGGCUCCGUGGCGGGGGGCCAGUACAGCCCCAACAGCACGCUAGCCAACAUUUGGAGGUCGGCGAACCCCAAGCCCCGGUCCAACCUGGACCACCUGCUGGGGGCCCUGUCCCAGCUGGAGCUGCGGGGGUCGCAGGGCCGCGACCCGGGCGGGGGCGGCGGGGGCGGCGGGGGCGCGGCGACCUCGGGGAAGAAAGGCCGCGCGGACAGGGAGCCGCUGCUGGGCCGGACGCUGGACUCCAGGCUGAGCCGCCUCCUCAUGCUGCCGCUGGACCCCAAGCCCAAGAGGAGCCAGUCCUUCGACAUGGGAGACGUCACUGGCGCCGGCGCCACCGCCGCCGCCCGGCUGUCCGGCAAAUCCCGGCGGAUCGGCGGCAUCUGGACCAGGAGGAGCCUGUCCGUGAACGGCAUGCUGCUGCAGUGCGACGAGGAGGGGGACACGGGGGGCAGCAAGGGGACCAUAGACAGCGCCGACUGGGUGAUGGAGAGUACUGUCUGAGGCUUUGUCCCGCAUGAAGCGCGCUCACUUGCA